Molecule: messenger RNA, 2550 nt
Organism: Penicillium bovifimosum
Lineage: Eukaryota; Fungi; Ascomycota; Eurotiomycetes; Eurotiales; Aspergillaceae
Exons: 2
Coding region: 1-2550 (849 amino acids)
Source: RefSeq, a predicted model, not a curated record
AUGUUGCCCGAUUUCUUGCAAAGCAAUUACAGACGCUACAAGGAUGACACCAACAGCUUUGCAACCUGGCUCCUAGAGGCAGCCGGCAAAUGUGGCUAUCAGAGCCACGACCUCAUUUCUCCCGCUUCCACCUCAAAAAAGAACAAAAACAAAAGCAAAAAGAAGGCGUCAAAUGACUCUGAUCCAGUCCAGUAUACCGCGACGAUCAAGGAUCUUCAAUUGUUGGCUGAUAUUGUAGCCAAGUCUGCUCUCGCUGUGCCCAGAGCAGUUAUCGUCAUCGUCAAACGAGCGAUCAAAUUGAGGAGGCAGGUCACUGCUUGGUUUUUGGGGGCAAGGGGACUCGGAGGACAACAAGCGACAUGCCCAUUUUAUCUCUGCACUGGAGAAGAUCUGCCGGAUGCCGAGGAACCCCUUCCAACCUCGGAGGCCAGGGGUAGUGAUGCCGACCUCGACUUGUUCCUAAACAGAUUCGCUGUACUCACUGUUGAGGAACCUCUUGAGUCUCUUGAGACUCAAGAGGGCGAGCGAAAAUCCUCCGAAUUGCAGAAGAUUGUGAAGGUGGAGCUGGUCGAAAAUGACGAGGAUGAAGCGGAGAGAACACUCGGUCUCUUAUUCUUCAAGACAUACUGCUUGUUCCACGACCUGCACAAUAUGCGUGCAUUUAUCUCUCAAACCUGGUCAGAAUACCGAGAUAAGAAGAUCGAUCUUAUGAACGCUGCUCUCGUGACCGAUAGCGCUUUGCAACUUGCGCGAGAACUUGUGCAGGAGGUGAUGGAUGACUGGAGCCCUUACAACAUGUCGCACGAUGAGAACCUCCAGAAAGUGGCCUUCGGUGUCGCUGCCAUGAGCAGGGGCAUCGAUAUGACUCCAUCUGUUGAGGUCGGUCUGCCAUACAAUAAACGCAUGUCUGAUGUGGCGGAGUGGUGCUAUGUACCCACAUUAACCUUGCUGGAUGCGUUCUCGCGUGUCCUGGAGAAUGACCAUUUGCCGGUCGUUAAGAAGGGCCACUUCGGUGUUUACGAUCCCAAGGCGAACAGAGAGGGGAUGUCUCUGGGUCAGAAGUUCAACGAAGACAAAAUCCUUCUUCUCGAGCUACUGCCAGAGUUCUGCAUGAUCGAGGCGUUUGGUAUUCGCAUGAUUACGCCCGAUGCGAUUACUACAGGUCUUCAUGAGUUUACCAAGACCAAAAAGGUCGACACAUGGCUUUGCUUCGCUUCUCAGAUCCUCCUUGAUGUCCAUCAUAUCAUGCGUCACAGCACUCUUGGUGCAUUUGAUGACCUUCGGAUGUCUGGACUGCGUAUUCAAAGAACUAUCGAUGAGUACCUGAAGGUUUCCAAAUCACACCCUCCGCCCAAAUUCUGGCCCAAGGAGGGCGAUGAAUACAUCAAAGAUAUACGUUUUACCGUGGAAUCCUGGAUCAUUGGGGAUCCCUUCUUGGAAUUACGGCAGCGUUCUCGUUCGUUGCCAGGCAAGAUUACACCAGAAAAGCAUACGCUUUUCUCCCAGCAUGCCAUCCUUUGUGGCUUGACCUUGUUUAAUCUCAAUGUCCGGAUGCAGGAUGCUGGCCAACAGCUCGUCACGCAAUGGUACGAUGUCCAACAAUUGGCUUUCUUGUACAAUCUUACCAAGAGUGAAUUCCAUUCGAACUUGAGUUGGCCCGACAUGGAGACUUUCAUCAAGAUCCACGGCGAGUCUCAUAUAUUUAUCGGUUCUCGGCCAAAGAAUGCUAGCGAGUCUUUGAAUAGGCUUGAACUGGCCACGGGUAUAUCCUCCGCUGCCAGGUUUGCCCGCAACUCUCGCGAUCACAACAGAAAAGAGUUCCAUCGCCCCGACGGAAAGAAUCCCAGAGUGUUGACGCCAACAAAUACGGUCUCGAACUUAUUCCACUCUCAGUAUAUCGUUGGCCCUGGAGAUAGUGGCAAAGGCAUUCACGCUAUUCUGGAUACACUCUCGCAGGAACUGUGUCUCAAUGUGACCGGCCAGGAGCUUACGCCCUCAAGUCUGCAAAAACUGUCUCAACAGAAGUGGACCAAAAACCACAAUGUCGGCACCCUGCAACUUCUCACCCUUCUGAAGGGCAGGUUGUUCGAAGAGGAGCCUAUACUCCUGUUCAACUACUUCGGCAUGCACAAGCGCUCCCUGGAGCUGCUGAGGCUGAUCAAAGCGAAAGAGCACCACAAGUUUGUCCAGUAUUUCACGGCUAGCUAUAUGCCCGAUGAGUCCUUCAUCUCAAACAUUGUACUUCUGGUUCUUCAUGUCGCGCGAGGCUCGGCAGAAAGCGCGCGUCAAAUGGGGCUCACCUCCGCGGGUACUGGUCCAAUCGUCAGUCGAAUUGUCAAGAGCUGUGGUGAUGUCAUGCAGGAGUAUCUGAAGAAGAAUGGAGAUGUGGCAUGCAAAGAGCUGAGGGUGUUCUGCAGAAACAAGAAGCCAAUCUACGAGGAGAUUCCCUCUGAUGAUAAGGACCCAAAGUACAGUUACUUUUCGACCAUUGAAGAUAUUAUGGGUCCAAAGGCUCUCGCCUCGCUCAUGACUGGGAUUUCAAUGGCUUAG